AUGGCAUCAGAAAAGGAAAUUAGCCCAAGUAUACAAAGUGAUCAUCAUCCAUCCUCCAAAGAAACAACUCAAACACAGCAUCAUGAAGAAAGUAAUACAUCAUUAGAUUUAAUCAAAUCUUUUGAAGAAGAACGAAUUGAACAUGUACCAGAAGGUACAGCUUCUUGUGGUAAAGCUCUUUUUAUGUUACUGAAAGCUUUUGUUGGUACUGGUGUGGUAUUUCUACCUGGAGGUUUUGUUUCCGGUGGAUUGGUAUUUUCUAUAUGUUUAAUGAUAUUCAUAGCUAUUGUUUGUUUAUUUGCCUUUCAAAUGUUGAUUCAAGCACAACGGACUGUGGGUGGUGAUUAUGGACAAGUGGCACAAGAAUUAUAUGGAAGAUGGUUACGAUAUCUCGUUCUUUUCUUUUUAUGUCUUUCUCAAAUGGGAUUUGUUGCUUCCUAUUUAAUCUUUGUAUCCGAAAAUCUAGGUCUUGUCGUAGAUCAACUUAGUCAUUGUCAUCGAGCAUUUGAAGCACCAUUAUUUAUUUGGUUGGUUCUUUUGAUUAUUAUUCCUAUCACUUGGGUACGCAAGAUUGCUCGUUUAUCAUGGAAUGCUAUUAUUGCUGAUGUAUUUAUUCUAUUUGGUCUCAUCAGCGUCAUUUAUUUUACUUCGGAUCAGAUUACCCACAAUGGACCAGGUCCUAAUAUCCGGAUGAUCAAUACUUCUGAUUUUGCCUUGAUGAUUGGAACAGCUGUAUUUUCUUUUGAAGGUAUUGGUAUGGUGGUCCCUAUUAUCCAAGGUAUGAAAGAACCAGAAAAAUUUCCACGGGUGCUUACUUUAGGUAUGAUCAUCUGUACAUGUUUAUUUGUUUUGAUUGGUACUUUGGGUUAUGUUGCCUUUGGUGAAAAUACGCAUGCAAGUGUGGUGUCAAAUUUACCUCCUCAAAAUGGAUUAUCUGUUACCGUUCAACUCUUUUAUGCUAUUGCCAUGAUCCUGACUUCUCCUUUUAUGCUUUACCCUCCAUUAAUCAUUAUAGAACGUGGUUUGUUCGGUGCUCAUCGUAGUGGUCGUUCUAAUUGGAAAUACAAAUGGGGAAAGAAUCUGGUACGUUCUAUCAUUCCAAUUAUUUGUGCUGCCAUUAGUUUUGGUGUAGGUCCAGAUGGUCUCAACAAAUUUGUUGCUUUGGUCGGUUCAAUUGCUUGUAUGCCUCUAUCAUUUAUCAUACCUGGUCUAUUCCAUUUCAAAGUCUCUAAAGGCAGAUGGAUGAAAGUAGCUGACGUCGUGAUGACUCUUUGGGGUAUUGGUAUCAUGAUUUAUACCUUGUAUGUCAAUAUCCAUUCCUGGAUUGCACCUGCCGCAUCCUCUUUUAAACCAUCCUCCAAUAUUUGUUCAUCUUAG
This is a messenger RNA of Halteromyces radiatus, 1377 nucleotides long. RefSeq names its product transmembrane amino acid transporter protein-domain-containing protein. Lineage: Eukaryota; Fungi; Mucoromycota; Mucoromycetes; Mucorales; Cunninghamellaceae. The record is from RefSeq and is a predicted model, not a curated record. Gene Ontology annotation, molecular function: amino acid transmembrane transporter activity. Bases 1 to 1377 code for a protein of 458 amino acids. The transcript is spliced from 4 exons. Gene Ontology annotation, biological process: amino acid transmembrane transport.